ACCGAAGAGCAUCGUAGAAGACCCCCUUCAUACGACACAGGUAGUUGAAGAGGCUAAACAUCGGGCCGAGAACCGAAGAGGACUCUUGUCGAUCUUCCAAGAAGCUUGGUUAGAACGUCGACAGCAGUCCUUUAAGCAUAUGGAGGGUCGAAAAAACAAAGGGCUGAAGAAGAAGAGGUUGCAAGUCGGAGAUAGAGUCCUAUGGCUGAAGCCACGUAAGAAGAAGCUCAGUCCUUUGACAAACGAGAAGACUUAUCAAGUGAUUGAGAAGGUUGGUAAGCAGUGCUUCAGACUAGCACCGAUUGACGAGUCUAGCGAUGCUCCAAAGCGCUACGGCGAAGCUAAGAUGCCAGUAGUCCAUCACACAAACGACACAAGUGUAAAGAGCGACAACGAGAACGAAGACGAUCUAGGAAACGACGACCUCGAGAAUAUGAACGCCGACGAUGAUCUAACCAGACGGAAAGGUAUAGAAGACACCCAAGAUUUGAGUAGGCUCAACACAACACGUAAUGAGUCUAUUGACGAAGAUGCAGAAGAUGAU
This is a messenger RNA of Perkinsus marinus ATCC 50983, 544 nucleotides long. RefSeq lists its product as hypothetical. The annotation marks the transcript as partial. The transcript has a single exon. The record is from RefSeq and is a predicted model, not a curated record. NCBI's taxonomy places the organism in Eukaryota, Perkinsozoa, Perkinsida, Perkinsidae.